UCUGUUAAUAUAUUGCGACGGCCGCAAGCCCCUCUCACCUCAUCUGCCCCCCGUGCGGCGGCGGCGACGCCUCCACCUGACCUGGCCUGCGGCGACGACUCCUCAUCUGUCCCUCUCUGAUCGUCGGGUAUCGGCCAGAUCCGCGGGGGUGCUGUGCUCCGCGGAGGCCCUAGAUCGCACCGCGUGCGAUGCCGCGCGACUUGUCGAGGUCGCGUUCGCCGCCGCGCCGGCGGCAGCGGUCGCCGUCCCCCGCGCGGUACCGUGGCCGGAGGGGGCGCCGCGAUCGAAGCCCAAGCCCCGUCCGUAGCAGAUCCCCCUAUCGCCCCGCGUAUAGAAGGAGAAGCCCUUCACCUUCCCCAAGAAGGCGCAAGAGCCAUUCUCCAUCUCCUAGGAGGCGCAAGAGUCUGUCUCCAUCACAAAAGCGUUACAGAAGAAGGAGAAGUCCGAGUGUCACUAGCUCUCCAAUCACCGCAUCUCAAAUUUCCCACCUUGGGUUGGCAGAGAAUAAGAAUGCUACUGAUAAGCAAAGGCUAGAAGAUGAAAAGAAAAGGCGACAAAAAGAAGUUGAACUGAGACUAUUAGAGGAGGAAACGUUAAAAAGAGUUGAGCAAGCUAUUAGGAAAAAAGUUGAGGAGAGUUUGAAUCGUGAGGAAAUUAAGCAAGAAAUACAACGACGAAUUGAGGAAGGGCGAAAAAGGAUAUAUGAAGAGGUAGCGAUCCAGAUUGAGAAAAAAAAGGAGGCAGCUUUAAAUGAAGCCAUGCAGAAAGCGGAACGAGAAAAGCAGGAGCGGGAGGAGCAAGAGAAGAAGCUUGAAGAACAACGAAAGAAAGCUGAAGAAGCAUUGAUGAAACAAGCGAUGGAACAGCAGCAGAAAGAGCUAGAGCGGUAUCAGGAACUGGAGAGGCUUCAGAAAGAAAGGGAGGAGGUCAUGAAGCGGAAACAGAUGGAGGAAGAGCAGCAGAGGCAGAACCAGAUGAAGCUGCUGGGCAAGAACAAGUCGCGGCCAAAACUGUCGUUUGCUCUUGGAAUGAAGUAGCAUCUGGCUCACCGGAGUGAAACUUAGCAUUUUAAUUUAUCUGUAACCGCAUCUGUCUAUGAAAGCGCCCAUGUGUUCCGCAGACAAUUGCAAUGUGUUGAUUGAUCUUGCUCCGCUGUGUGAGGUGUGCGUCUCAAUACUGUCGUGGUGCAUCAUAUUCUUCAGCCACUCCAUUUCUGUUUGGUUGAAUGUUGCGUAGGGACAAAACUGCCUCCAUACACUGACUGAUGAUUUUGAAUUGCUUGAAAUGCAAAAGAUUUGGCAGGGCUUCAUACCCUCCACAGUGGAA
Panicum virgatum (switchgrass) is the source of this 1326-nucleotide messenger RNA. RefSeq lists its product as uncharacterized. The transcript is spliced from 4 exons. Gene Ontology annotation, molecular function: cadherin binding. The record is from RefSeq and is a predicted model, not a curated record. Bases 189 to 1037 code for a protein of 282 amino acids. NCBI's taxonomy places the organism in Eukaryota, Viridiplantae, Streptophyta, Magnoliopsida, Poales, Poaceae. Gene Ontology annotation, cellular component: nucleoplasm; mitochondrion.